CUCAGUUGGACCCAGAGCAGCCACAAGCAGUGGGCAGGGCAGGGCAGCAGGGCUACCACUGCGGCACACCAGGUCCCCGCUUGCUGAGGGGACAGUGAUGAAGGGAAAAAGCCCAGGGAAGCAGCGAGGCUGCCUGGGUCUGUCCUUGUGCUCCACCACAAGAGUGAUGUUAAGUGGCUCCCAGCACCAACACUCCUGUGAGAAAACCGCCUGCUCUGCCUGAGCUGGGGAACUGGCCAAGAGAACAGACGGCGCUCAGGAAGGGCGUGCUCCGGGCUGAGGGUUUGUUCCCUGGGCUGUCUGUACAAGCAUCACUUCCCCGUGUCACAGCGUGUCACUGCUGAAGCGCACUACCGACAGCCAGAGACGCUUCCUUCUUCUCGGGGUCAGGGACAAGACCAGUCCGAGGCGCCUGCAGGCACUGGGCCAGGGGACAGGCAGGCUGGAGGACUGGCAGACCACAGCCACCCUGCUGCUGUACAGCGGCCCCAAGCAACCACGCUGCUCCGAGCGGUCCUAAGGAUGCGGCGGAGCCGAGGGAAGCGAAAAGCCGAGGCCGCGAAGCUGCCACGCGUGUCUCGGAGGAGGAAGGAGGAGGAAGAGGAUGCGGUGCAGGAGGCCCGGCGGAGGACGGCCCCGUCCGUGCGGGAGUUCAAGUACAACAAAAAGCGGGUCCGGCUGGUCUCGCAGGGCUCGGACCUGAAGGAAGACGCUCGGUGCAUCCUUUACUGGAUGUUCCGGGACCAGCGGGUGCAAGAUAACUGGGCUUUCCUCUAUGCCCAGCGCCUGGCCCUCAAACAGGAGCUGCCUCUGCAUGUCUGCUUCUGCCUGGUGCCCAAAUUCCUGGAUGCCACCAUCCGCCACUACGACUUCAUGCUGAAGGGCCUGCAGGAGGUGACUGAGGAGUGUGCGGAGCUGAACAUCCCCUUCCACUUGCUGUUGGGCUACCCCAAGGAUGUGCUGCCUGCGUUCGUGGUGGAGCAUGGUGUGGGUGGGCUGGUGACAGACUUCAGCCCCCUCCGCCUCCCCCGACAGUGGGUGGAGGACAUCAGGGAGCGGUUGCCAGAGGAUGUGCCAUUUGCACAGGUUGAUGCCCACAACAUCGUGCCUUGCUGGGUUGCCUCCCCCAAGCAGGAGUACAGUGCCUGGACCUUCCGGGGCAAGAUCAACUCUCAGCUCCCUGAGUUCAUCACCGAGUUCCCCCCUGUCAUUUGUCAUCCGUAUCCCCCGUCCUGCCCGGCAGAGCCCAUCGCUUGGGAGGCCUGUUAUUCCAGCUUGCAGGUGGACCGCACUGUGAAGGAGGUGGAGUGGGCGACCCCUGGCACGGCUGCAGGGCUGGCUGUGCUGCAGUCCUUCAUCGCAGAGCGACUGAAAUACUUUGGAUCCCACCGGAACAACCCCAACAAGGAGGCGCUCAGCAACCUGUCCCCAUGGUUCCACUUUGGCCAAGUUUCCACUCAACGAGCCAUCCUGGAGGUGCAGAAACAGCGGGGCAAGUACAAGGAGUCAGUGGAUGUGUUCGUGGAGGAGGCUGUGGUGCGGCGGGAGCUGGCUGAAAACUUUUGCUACUACAAUGAGAACUACGACAGUGUGCAAGGUGCCUAUGACUGGGCACAAACCACCCUGAAGCUCCAUGCCGAAGACAAGAGGCCUUUUCUCUACAAGCUGCAGGAGCUGGAGCAGGGGACCACGCACGACCCACUGUGGAACGCUGCCCAGCUCCAAAUGGUCCAGGAGGGCAAGAUGCAUGGCUUCCUGCGGAUGUACUGGGCCAAGAAGAUCCUGGAGUGGACCCGCUCCCCCGAGGAGGCCCUGCAGUUUGCCAUCUACCUCAAUGACCGCUAUGAGCUGGAUGGGAGGGACCCCAAUGGAUACGUAGGCUGCCUCUGGUCCAUCUGUGGCAUCCAUGAUCACGGCUGGACAGAGCGGGCUGUCUUCGGGAAGAUCCGCUACAUGAACUAUGCCGGUUGCAAGCGCAAGUUUGACGUGGGCCAGUUUGAGCGUCGCUACACCCCCCACACGCCCUCCCAGUGACGGGCUCGUGCCCCUUGGUGCCGGGGGCAGACGUGCCUUUGCCAACGUGCCAGUUGGUACCUCACCCCCUGGCCAGGGAUUGCCCUGGGCAUGGUUGGAGGUCUCAGUGUAACAGCAGCAAGCCUUGGGGUUUUGCAGGUCUCUUCUCUGCCAUCACCCCCUGCUUGAGCUGCUGUGCUGGGGCAGCUGCUGGAACCCCAUGUGGAUGUGCAGGGUCCUCCUGCUGCCAUGGGUUUGGUUUGCUGGUGGCUGCGAGAGCCCAUCCCCAGUGUGCCCAUGCCUGCCAGAAACAUUUUCUACAACCACUGUACUCGGGAGUAAGCCUGAGCUUACCAUCAGUCACCAUUGCUGCUGUUAGCCACAGCUUAGCUUUAGGCUGAGCAGGGCUUUUCUGGGGAAAAGCCCCCAGAAACUGGCUCCUUGUGCUGUGCUUCCCCCAGGGCAGCCCUGGUUUGCUCUAUGCAUGGCCAGCACUGUGCUUUCUUCAACAGUUGUUUUAAAGUUUACUGUUUGUA
Columba livia (rock pigeon) is the source of this 2549-nucleotide messenger RNA. RefSeq names its product deoxyribodipyrimidine photo-lyase. The record is from RefSeq and is a predicted model, not a curated record. Gene Ontology annotation, biological process: photoreactive repair. Gene Ontology annotation, molecular function: deoxyribodipyrimidine photo-lyase activity. Lineage: Eukaryota; Metazoa; Chordata; Aves; Columbiformes; Columbidae. The transcript has 10 exons. Bases 523 to 2034 code for a protein of 503 amino acids.